AUGCGUUCUUACCAGGCUCCGGCUUCAUCUGCUCCGCCUUGCGAGAGGUCAGUAAAACUUCAAAAAGAUUUGGAGCAGCAGCUAGUGUGUGAACAAUCAGAAAAAAUGAUAUUAAUAAAAGAGAGAGAAAUUAAGGACUCUGACCACUCAGAGUUUAAGGAACAAGUUCAAGGACUUUUAUCUGAAAAGAAACAUCUUGAGAUCACUAUUGAGAAAUUACAAAAGAGAGAAAAAGAGAUGAAGGAUAUUCUUCAAAUCAGAGAGAAAGAAGUACAUGCUUUGGAAGUACAGUUAACUGGUGCAGUUGAAAAUGAGCAAAAUUGUUUAAAACAGAUUGCAGCACUGAAUGCAGAGCUUGAAAAAGAGAUGCUGCAGAAUAAGGAACUAAAUGUGAAUUGCAAUAAGCUUUUAUUAGAGAAAGAACAAAUAGCACAAAAGAAAAGUGAUACCGUCACAGAGCUCAAGAAACUACAAGAAGUUCAUAAGGAUAACAGAAAGAAAGAAGAAAAGACUAAGAAGCUAAUAGAAAACCUUGAAGAAACAAACAGCCAGCUAAGGGAAGAAAAAACAAAUUAUUUACUAAUACUUAUUAAUUUGGCAUUUAGAAAUGACUUGGAGUCUCUGAAGGAGAAGAUGAAAAAGAAAGAUGAAGAGGCUAAAACUAAACUGGAUGAAAGUGAAGAAAAUACUAGAAACAUUGGAAGUGAAAUUUCAAGAAAGGAAAAGCAACUGAAGAUGCUAGAAAAUAAGUUUAACAAUUUAAAGAAACAAGUUGAAAAUAAAACCAAAUACAACGAGGAACUGCAGCAAGAGAAUAAAGUGUUGAAAAAGAAAAUUGCAGCAGAAAGCAAGCAAUCCAGUAUUUAUGAAGGGAAGGUGAAUAUAUUACAACUAGAGCUCGAAAAUGUAAAUAGGCAACAUAAGGAAACAGUUGACAGCUACCAAAAAGAAAUUGAGGCAAAAAACAUAACAGAAGAAAAACUUCUUGAAAAGGUGGAAAAGAUGAGGUUAAUAGCUGAUGAAGCAGUAAUACUGCAGAAAGAAAUUGAUAUUCGAUGUCAGCACAAGAUAGCUGAAAUGGUAGCACUUAUGGAAAAACACAAGCAUCAAUAUGAUAAAAUGGUUGAAGAAAAAGAUACAGAAUUGGAACUCUGUAAGACGAAAGAACAAGAACAAAUGUCAGUAAAGAGAUCCUUGGAAAUUGAGCUCUCUCAUGUGCAAAGUGAACUAUUAUCCCUUAAGGAGCAGCUUAAAAUAGAGAUUGAAGAGAAGGAAAACCUUGCAAGAGAAGCAAAAGAAAAUGUGGUUUCUGAAAAAGAAAAAAAGCAUAAGAAAAUACAAACAUCCUUUAUGGAGACUCCUAAAACCAGUUUAAAGCUUGCCUCUGCAUCAGUUAAUUCAGAAAAAAAUUUAUCCCAGAAUUCCACAUCUUUUCGAGAGAACAAAUUGGAAGACAAAGAAAUGUCGUCUUGGACACCUACUAAAAGUGUCUUGGUCACUCCAUCAUUAAAG
Chelonoidis abingdonii (Abingdon island giant tortoise) is the source of this 1512-nucleotide messenger RNA. Lineage: Eukaryota; Metazoa; Chordata; Testudines; Testudinidae. The record is from RefSeq and is a predicted model, not a curated record.